Molecule: messenger RNA, 441 nt
Organism: Amoebophrya sp. A25
Lineage: Eukaryota; Dinophyceae; Syndiniales; Amoebophryaceae
Source: the annotation of a GenBank genome assembly
CUGCGAAGGUGUCGUGUGUCGAAGCGGGCCACGAGCAGUCGGAGACCGAUGACGCGCCAGUAGAAAUGCGUGUAAUCACGACAGCAGAGCGCUUCCUUGAGGCGCUUGCAACCAGAUGUCCGUGGCAUGAGCAACCAGUGCCGGAUAAAGAAAUCGUUGAGGAGUUCCUCCGUGAGCGCUUUUUUCUCCGCAAAUCCACAUAUUAUGAUGAGGAAGAACUUUUUACACGAAGAUGUGCACCUAGAUGCACAGCUCCACAACAGCAUGCGUCCUUGCUUACACUAGAAUAAACAUCUUCGUAUGAGUCUCUUGCUAGUUGCAGUAUGCUUCUUAGUAGCUCUAAGGUUGUAUCCUGGAAUCCUACGGCGAGGUUCCCCGAACCAAAGACGAAAUCUCUUUUACGGCAAAUCGGAUUAGAGAUCUCUCGACGAUGGACGAGUU